CGCGGUCGCGGCUGCCGCACUACUUCCGGGUGAUGGCGUCCGUUGCCGUGGAGACAGGAGGACUAUGGAGACCGCGCUGAUCCCAAGUUUCUCGGUAUCUUAAUCGCGGGAUUUCGGUAUCAUACCCUGCCGAGGGGACAGGACAGGUUUGGACAGACUGGUUUCCCCACAAUGGCGAUCUAUGAAGUCUACUCUCACCCGGUACUUGUCAGAUACAGAACUAGCAUCUGCUCCAAAGCCACCCUGUUUCUCCUCGUAGCCCUGGCACUAACCUACAUUCCACCCUUACUAGUUGCCUAUCGCAGCCAAGGCUUCUGGUUGCAGCAAAGUACGUAUGAAGAACAGCCCAACGUCCGGUUCCGCUAUGAGGUUUUACUGAUCGCCAUAAACAGCGCCGGUGGGGAUUACAUCGCUUGGAGCACUUUUCAAGAAUUUAACAGCUUAAUAGGGGGAAGACUCCGGUUGCCCCAAGUGACGGCUCGAGAGGAGGACCGAAACCAAGACGGUAAAAUGGACCAGCUGUAUUUCAGUCUGGAGCUUCCCUUACUAUCAACAGAGGAGGUGUACGGAGUGCACCUUAUUCUAACGUUCUCAUACCAGCUGUAUAGGAUGUCGACGUUUGUGAUGCAGAGCAUGGCGUUCAUUCAGCACUCCUCUCCCGUUCCCGGGGCCCAGCUGUACAUCAGCGGGGACCUGCGGCUUCAGCAGAGGCAGCCGCUGAGUCACCAAGGACUGGAUGCCACAUACAAUGUGUCGGUCAUUAACGGAAGCAGCCCUUUUGCAAGUGCCUAUGAUCUCACAAACAUAGUAUCCGCUUAUCAGGAGAGGAACGUGACCACAGUCCUGAGCAAUCCUAGCCCAGUCUGGCUUGUUGGAAGAGGCGCGUCUGAUCCGUUUGUGGUAAACGCCAUCAUCCGAUACCCUGUGGAGACCAUUUCAUAUCCUCCUGGCUUCUGGGAGAUGAUCAAAUACGCCUGGAUUCAGUAUGUCAGCGUCCUGCUCAUAUUCCUGUGGGUCUUCGAGAGGGUCAAAAUCUUCGUAUUUCAGAACCAAGUUUUCAGCACGGUCGCCGUUCCUCUGCAAUCUUCAUUCAAGCAGCACCAGAGCUGAGCCGACACCUUAUCGCCCGGUGCACGUUGGCGCUACGUGUGAUUACAGGUGCCACCGCAGGAGUAGCCGCUGCUUAGAGUGCUGCCAUCAUUACCCAGGGGUGGUACGCCCGCAUUGUGUUACGCCGGCUGUAAGUUUCUGAGCAGCUCAACCUGCUAGAUUGUUUUGCACCGUUUUUAUAUUAAAUAUAUAUUUUUUGAAACCA
Pseudophryne corroboree (corroboree frog) is the source of this 1315-nucleotide messenger RNA. RefSeq names its product transmembrane protein 231 (gene TMEM231). NCBI's taxonomy places the organism in Eukaryota, Metazoa, Chordata, Amphibia, Anura, Myobatrachidae. Gene Ontology annotation, biological process: regulation of protein localization; cilium assembly. The transcript has 8 exons. Bases 172 to 1110 code for a protein of 312 amino acids. The record is from RefSeq and is a predicted model, not a curated record. Gene Ontology annotation, cellular component: ciliary transition zone; ciliary membrane.